Messenger RNA from Tarenaya hassleriana, 3775 nucleotides. RefSeq names its product SAC3 family protein A. The transcript is spliced from 14 exons. The coding region runs from base 310 to 3351 and encodes 1013 amino acids. Gene Ontology annotation, cellular component: nucleus. The record is from RefSeq and is a predicted model, not a curated record. NCBI's taxonomy places the organism in Eukaryota, Viridiplantae, Streptophyta, Magnoliopsida, Brassicales, Cleomaceae.
GACCCGGCCGACCGAUCUCGCCAGGAAAAAUUCACCAUCUUCUGCCUCUCCGGCACUCUCACAGAUUGUUCUUUCUUUCUCCAGUUCCUUCGAUUUCUCUCCGUGUUCUGUUAUUUCAAUAGCUUCUUAUAGAUCUCCGUGUUGUAUUGUUUGAAUUGUAGUUUUCUUCCCUCUUUUCCCCCUUCCGUUGUUUUUUCUUUCUCUCUGUUUUGUUUAAUCCGAUCUGAAAUUCUGUUAUGUUACAAUUUUUACAUCCGAUUCUUCAACCGACUGCCCGAACUCACAAGAGACAGAUUUGAGCAUUACAGAAUGAAUCAAGGAGCGAACACUCAGGCCGUUGCUACACUGGACCCAAAUUCGAUUGAGAAUCGAUACGGUGUUGAUGGAAGUCAAAUACAGUCGUCUUCAUAUCAAUACUUGAGUGGGUCUGACACUUCUACAUGGACAACUAAUAGAGUGGAAAAUCAGGCUGUGGAGAAUGGGAAUUAUUCAAGUUUGAAUUAUUACCAGCCACAGCCUACGGAGCAAGCCACAAGAACUGUCCAGGAAGCGUCAAAUUCUGUGCCUGUGCCUAGCUCAUCUACUUCGGGAACUGCAAAUGUAGCUCAAGAGUAUAGUGGAUACACAUCAUACCCGAGUUCUACUGAUCCUUAUAAUUAUGCAAGCACGGGUUACUCAAAUUAUUACAGUGGCUAUCAGCAGCAACCUAACCACUCAUAUACUCAGCCUGUAGGGGCAUAUCAAAACACAGGUGCUCCUUAUCAGCCUAUUUCCUCAUUUCAGAAUACAGGGUCUUAUGCUGGGACUGCAAGUUAUUCAGGAAUUUACUACAAUCCUGCUGAUUAUCAGACUGCUGGAGGUUAUCCAAGUACAAGUUAUAAUAAUCAAACUGCUGGAGGCUAUCCAAGUACAAGUUAUGGAAAUCAGACUGCAGCGUGGAAUCAGGGAAACUAUGCUGGCUACACAUCAAACACUUAUCAAACCUACCCUCCUGACACCAGUAGUGCCCAUACUUCAAGUGUUGCAUCCACAACCUCUGUGCAUUAUCAACAAAAUUACAAACAAUGGUCUGACUAUUACAGUCAAACGGAAGUUCCUUGUGCCCCUGGGACGGAGAAGUUGUCUGUCUCCAGUGCAUCCAGUCAGAGUUUUCCCGUUCCUGGUGUUACUAGUCAAAUUCCUCCUUCUGAUGGUCAGCCUGCUCCGUCUUUCGUACAAUCCUGGAGGCCAGAAACAAAUUCAUCCCAAACACCUCCGCAGCCUGGUGCAGCAGUGAGUGUUUCUAAUGAUGCUUAUUGGAUGCAUAACACGCCGAGCCUGCAAAGUCAUCAUCCUUCUUCUACACAAAACCAUUAUCAAAGCCCCUUGGAGGUGAAACAUUUGUAUGAAACCUCCUUUCAAAAUCAUCAGGCAGUUGCAUAUCCUCAAGGAUUGAACUCUCAGUCAUUCGCUCAUCAGGCACCCGCACCCCCAGAUUAUCACCAGCCUCCCCAGACUCCCCAGACAGCACCAUCAUUAGAUACCCGUAGGGUAAGCAACCUACAGAUCCAGACCAACCCUAGAAUUGCUUCAAAUUUGCCAUUAGGUUUUACCAAAACGGAUAAAGAUAGCUCAGCAGUUGGCGCAGCCAAAAAGCCUGCAUAUGUUAGCGUCUCGAUGCCAAAGCCUAAAGACCAUACUACUGGUAUGCCUGAGGCUGGCGCAUUCCCAAAGUCGCUGCGUGGAUUCGUUGAGAGGGCUUUUGCCUGCUGCAAAGAUGAUAAAGAAAAGGCAUCUUGUCAGGUUGCCUUGAAGGAGAUCAUCAGCAAAGCAACAGCUGAUGGUACCCUCUAUACUAGGGACUGGGAUACUGAGCCUUUUUCAUCUGUACUUAACAUGGAUAUGACCAACGAGUUGCAAAGUUCAACCCCCACUUUUUCAUUACCAAAGAAGAGUCCUACAAGGCGAUCAAAAAGUAGAUGGGAGCCACUGUCAGAAGGAAAACCAGUUGCCAAAUUGCCUACCACUUGGAGCAGUGAUUUGAAGUUUGGAGGUUGGAGCCUUCAAAGUGAGAAGGAGACAAAGGGUUUGGAAAGUUCUCAAAAGGUGGACGGUUUCACUGACUUUAAAUCGACUUAUUCCGGCCCAAACUCUGCCAAAAAGAAUUUUCAGCGACCUGUCAAGCGGCAGCGUUUUGCUGAUGGUGCAACUGCUGCUGUUGAUAAUGAUGGAUCAAGUGACAGUGACAAGGAGCAGAGUUUGACUCCUUACUAUUCUAGUGCAAUUGCACUUGCUAGUUCAGCAGAGGAAAAGAAACGGCGUGAAAGUCGCUCCAAGCGUUUUGAAAAAAGUCAAGGGCGCAGCAGGCAGAGCAACAAUUUCAAAUCGAAGAAUGCUAGUGUUGGAAACCUGUAUUCUAGAAGAGCUACUGCAUUAGUGCUAAGCAGAAAUUAUGAUGAUAGUGGCAGCAGAGCCGUGGAAGACAUUGACUGGGAUGCACUAACUGUUAAAGGAACCUGCCAGGAAAUUGGGAAACGCUAUCUCCGUCUUACAUCUGCACCGGAUCCUUCCACCGUAAGGCCAGAAGAUGUGCUAGAAAAAGCUUUGUUGAUGGUCCAGGACUCUCAAAAGAACUAUCUUUAUAAAUGUGAUCAGUUGAAAUCUAUUCGCCAAGAUCUUACAGUACAAAGGAUACGCAAUCAGUUAACUGUUAAGGUUUAUGAAACACAUGCGAGAUUGGCAUUGGAGGCUGGGGACUUGCCCGAGUACAAUCAGUGCCUAGCCCAGCUGAAAAUCCUCUAUGCUGAAGGUAUUGAAGGAUGCUGUCUGGAGUUUGCUGCUUAUGACUUGCUUUAUAUUACUUUGCACUCUAAACAUAACCGUGAGCUUCUAUCAUCUAUGUCAAGAUUGUCUGAUGAAGCAAAGGAGGACGAAGCAGUAAAACAUGCGCUAUCAGUUCGUGCAGCAGUCACUUUGGGAAAUUAUGUUACAUUCUUCAGGCUCUACAAGACUGCACCAAACAUGAACAGCUGCCUCAUGGAUCUUUACGUGGAGAAGAUGCGUUUUAAGGCUGUGAACUGUAUGGCUCGUGCUUAUCGUCCCACGGUACCUGUUUCAUAUUUAGCUCAAGUCUUGGGCUUUACUGAAAAUUCAAGUGAAGGUGGUGAUGAAAAGGAGAACGGUGGGAUGGAGGAAUGUUUGGAAUGGCUGAAAGCUCAUGGGGCAAGCCUCAUUUCUGACAGUAGUGGAGAACUGCUCCUUGAUGCUAAGGCUUCAUCAUCUAGUCUGUGCAUGCCAGAACCCGAAGACGCGGUGGCCCACGGAGAUCGUAAUCUAGCUGUCAACGAUUUUUUCACUCGUACACUGUCAUAGAUACCGACAUAGCUUGUAGCCGAGCAUAGUAGAACUUCCCUCGGGAUACAUCACGUGCGAUUUUUAAAUCACGACAGAGACGGGAGGAAGGAGAUGAACAUGAAAGGAACCCGAGGACAACAAGGUACAAGCAAGGCCCUUGAAUCUGAUGUGACGUAAUCUCAGGAGAACUUGGGGUUUUUUUUAUAGGUUGGAGAAAAAAGGGUUUUGAAAGAGGAAGCUCAUUUUGUGGUUGUAGGGUUUUUUUUUUUGGGUCUUAAGUUUGUGAAUAUAGAAUUGAAUCAUAAUUCUUUCAAUAUCCGAGAACAAGAGAUGCAUAAAAAAAAUGUAUGGGAUUGUGGGGAAAGUAUGGUUUUCUACUCGUCUGUUUGGAUAUUUUCCCUCAUUUUCCCGGGAAUACAAGAAUUUGAUUGCCAUUUUGACA